Molecule: messenger RNA, 954 nt
Organism: Vicia villosa (hairy vetch)
Lineage: Eukaryota; Viridiplantae; Streptophyta; Magnoliopsida; Fabales; Fabaceae
Product: agamous-like MADS-box protein AGL62
Exons: 2
Coding region: 67-777 (236 amino acids)
Biological process (GO): positive regulation of transcription by RNA polymerase II
Molecular function (GO): protein dimerization activity; RNA polymerase II cis-regulatory region sequence-specific DNA binding; DNA-binding transcription factor activity, RNA polymerase II-specific
Source: RefSeq, a predicted model, not a curated record
UAUUUUGGGAUAUCCUUUGAUGAACAGUGCACCAAACUGAAGAACUCCAAGAAGGUAAGAAGGAAGAUGCGAGAAGUUUUUGAUCUGGGAGCAAAGGUGGAGAACUUCGGGUAUCCAGUGGAGAAUCGGUUUGUUGUUCUACAGGAAACAAACGCGCCACUUCCAGUUUCAAUCAUGUCAACUGAAAAGAAAACUUGUGGUCGCAAAAAGAUUGAGAUGAAAAAGAUGAGCAAAGAGAGCAACCUGCAAGUGACUUUCUCGAAGCGCCGUAGUGGAGUCUUCAAGAAAGCCAGUGAGCUUUGCACACUCUGUGGUGCAGAUGUUGCUCUCGUUGUAUUCUCACCUGGAGAGAAGGUGUUUUCCUUUGGUCGCCCACAUGUUGAUACGGUCAUAGAUCGUUAUCUAUCACGUGUUCCACCCCAAAACAAUGACACCAUGCAAUUUAUUGAGGCUCAACGUAGCGCCAAUGUGCGUGAGCUCAAUAACCAAUUAACUCAAAUCAACAAUACGUUGGACAUUGAAAAAAUUCGUGGUGAUGAGUUGAGCCAUUUGCGCAAAGUAACUGAAGCUCAAUUUUGGUGGGCUUGUCCCAUUGAUGGAAUGAAUAUGGCUCAAAUUAAAUUAUUCAAAAAGGGCUUGUCCCAUCAUCAAGGAAAUCUUCAACAAACUCAAAUGUUUCAACCUCAAUUUUUUCAGAACCCCAUGUUGCAAUCUCAUUUGUUUGGCUUCAACAAUAUGGGAGGAAGAGGCAGAUAUGGACCCUUCGAAUUCUUUUGAUUUGAUGGCUUAGAUCCGUCUUAAGAUGCCCUUAUUAAGAUUUAUCUUUCAUGUUUUAUUUAAUCUAUUUCAAUUAUAGUAUAAUGGCUUAACUAGUUUCUUUUAUGAGAUUUGGUUAGGACUGUAUCUCAAGGUUAUCUAAAUCUUUAUUUUCAUGUUGUAUGAUAUAUUGUUAUA